UAGUCUGAAAGAAGCAAAGUGUGAGAAGGCUGUAGAGCUGCAUUUAGGCUUUAUUUACUGUGCAGUCAGAAGAGUGGAAAAAUUCAACAGCAUCUGAUCUUUAACUCUCAAGUAUAACUAUGAAUUACUUCAGAAACAUGUUUAAAGGACGCUGGUGUUCAGACAUUAGAUUGGAUGGGAAGACUGCUAUCAUAACUGGUUCUAACACUGGCAUUGGCAAAGAAACUGCACAGGAUUUGGCACGGAGAGGUGCGAGAAUCAUUAUUGCCUGUAGGGAUAUGGAGAAAGCUGAAGCAGCCAAAAAGGAAAUAUCCGAAAGUUCUGGAAACACUAAUAUCCUUGUUAAGAGGCUGGAUUUGUCAGACACUAAAUCUAUUAGGGAAUUUGCACAGCAAAUUAAUUCUGAAGAGAAUCAAGUCAACAUUCUUAUUAACAACGCAGGAGUUAUGAUGUGUCCUUACUCAAAGACUGCUGAUGGCUUUGAGCUACAAUUUGGUGUCAAUCACUUAGGACACUUCUUACUUACAUAUUUACUGAUUGACAUUAUAAAAAAAUCAGCACCAGCCAGAAUCAUUAAUGUCUCCUCCAUGGCACAUAAAUGGGGUAAUAUAAUGUUUGAGGAUAUAAAUAGUGAGAAAAGUUAUGAUUCCUUGAAAGCCUACUCUCAAAGUAAACUUGCAAAUGUGCUUUUUAGCAGAGAACUGGCAGAAAGACUUAAAGGUUUUAAUAUCAAUGUGUACUCUUUGCAUCCUGGAGUUGUGAGGACUGAGCUUGGAAGGCACCUUAGCAGUGCUUCACAGUUUUCUAUGAAGCUGAUGCGACCAUUUACUAAGUCAUCAGUAGAAGGUGCUCAGACUUCCAUUUACUGUGCUGUUGCCCCAGAGCUUGAAAAAGAAACGGGUGCUUAUUACAGUGACUGUGCUUCUACGCCCUGCUCAAGAAGGGGAGCUGAUGACCAGCUUGCAAAGAAACUAUGGGACUUGAGUUGUCAGCUAUUAAAAAUAACAUGGGAUUGAGCUGUGAGGAUUGUUUAACACUAGGCGGUGUUGGUGAUGUAACAAGACAAUUGCAAUUACUGUUUUAGCAAAUAUUUUAGUAACUGUUCAGUGGAAGAGCAUCAGCAACAUGGAACAGGUUCAACUGGAGCCUCCUCAGUGCCUUUGGACUACCAAUUUAGAUUUCCAUUAAUAAUUAUUGUGAUAUUUUGAAAUGUGUCUUUUCUUUUAUUUUUUUAUUAAUAAUUUUUGCCAUGAUUUGUACAUAUAGUACAUUUUUGGUAUACAGUAUCUUCCCUUGGGAGCUGUUCUAUUAAUAAUUUGAUUAAGACACUGAACUGUUACCUGCAAAGUUGCUUUAUGUGUAUAAUGGAUAUUUUGUUUUAGUUUGCCAAAAAACCCAAGGCUGAUCAUUAAUUACUUUCUAUGAUUAAAAUAAUUGAACUACUUUAAACAUUUCACUAAAAUUAGGAAUGUUUUUUGAUUUGCUAGUUUUAAUAUUCAGUGUAUAAUCAUGCUAACUGUCUUCAACAAAUCAAAUGUGGAACAGAAAAAUGUUUCCCACACUACAAUAAGUGCAUAUGCAAAAACUAGAAAAAAACAACUUCUUAAAGCAGGAGUUUUGCUUUUCUAAUUUAGCAAAGAAAAAAUUCUGUCAGAAAGGUAAGCAAAAUUUACUUGACAAGAUUUCUUAACAUAAGCUAAAUAUUCUAAAACAUAGAUUUCUUAGGAAGUCUAUAAAUCUUACAUUAAGAAAAAGAUUUUAAAUGUUUUGAUAUAGAAAAAAAACUUUUCACUCUCAUACAUUUCAUUUUUAUCAUGGUUUAAUUUUCAGCCUUAGAUUUAAUUAUACAUUUUUAUUUAUAUUUAAAAUAGUUGUGGUGGAAAAAUCAUUACUGAAAUUGUGUACAUUGAAAAAUGAAUUAAAUAAAGUUCAACUGCCAGGUUUUA
Molecule: messenger RNA, 1946 nt
Organism: Polypterus senegalus (gray bichir)
Lineage: Eukaryota; Metazoa; Chordata; Cladistia; Polypteriformes; Polypteridae
Exons: 7
Coding region: 120-1016 (298 amino acids)
Source: RefSeq, a predicted model, not a curated record